AUGUCGGGACACACCCGUCAUUGCAGGUUCUACUGGAUGCCCCUGGCCGUUUGCUUGGGUCAUGAAUGCUUCCCACGGCGCAUUGUGGUGGCAAGCGCCGAAUUGUGCCAAGAUAUCUGCUCUUCGACAGCCGCGACUCCUUGCGCGCCUCUCGCAGCCCGGCCGGGAGAGGCUCAGCCUUGGAACGGGAGCCCCAGGGCCUGGUCGUGGCAGAGGGCGGCGGCCCCCGCGGGUUCCCCAGAGGUGCUCUGGCAGAUCCUCCAGCUGGCCGACGAGGUCCGAGCGUCUCCUGACCUCAAAGCUGCCCUGGCCAUCAACUGGGCUUUCCUGGAAGGUAACUUCGCCCGCUUCUUCCGCUUGGCUCGGGAGCUCCCUUACCUGCCCAGCUGCGCCCUCCAUCCCCACCUGGCCAGGGCCCGGCAGCUGGCCUUGCUCACGUUCAGCCACGGCUUCAGUGCGAGGAACUGCCGCUACCCUCUGGCCCGGCUGACCCACCUGCUGGCCACCGACAGCCCCGAAGAGGCUGCUGAAUUGUGCCGGGCGCACGGCUUGACCAUCACCGAGGACAGCGUUGUCUUCCAGAAGAGUGCCUUCAAGAGCGCGGCUCCCCUGGAGAACAAGGUUUCCCGUCUCCUUGUGGAUGAGAAAUGGAAGGGGACCCUGCUGGAACUCUCGGAGAGCGUCUGCAGCUGAAGUGGCACGUGGGUUUCACGCUGGGCGGGUGGCCGCUACUCUCUUCUCUUUGCACGCGUGAAAUAACGAUCCACCUUUAAAUCCUGGCUGCAGAUUCUGGGAAUCUCUCCCAGUAUGUAGAAAACUAGCUCAUCAGGGGGGUGUUUCCAGCAAAUCAUGUGGUGCUUCUUUAUAGCCUGAAGUGGUCCUCUGUGCUCUGCUACAUGGGUAACCCUGUCAUUUGCUGCUUGGAUUAGAGCAGUGUUUCUCAACCUUGGCCACUUUCAGAUGGGUGGACUUCAACUCCCAGAAUU
This is a messenger RNA of Python bivittatus (Burmese python), 986 nucleotides long. Lineage: Eukaryota; Metazoa; Chordata; Lepidosauria; Squamata; Pythonidae. The record is from RefSeq and is a predicted model, not a curated record.